AUGCGCUGUCAACCGCUGCACGGUGCAGUAGUCGUCCGUCUGCGCAAGAGUUAUGUGAAAAUUAUGGCGUUGCAUAAAGUGGUCGACGUUCUCAUUAUAGUUUCAUUAGUCUUAUAUGUGUUGUGCUCUGUUGUUAUGGGUGCCGGGAUACUCUCUGCUAAAGCUUUCUACUGCAGAGAUCCAGAUACAGGUAAAUUUUACCCAGUAAACACGACAUGGUCAUCAACUACAUUUUGUGGCAGCUACACUUGCAAAGUCAGAAAACUAAAUUACACAGCUCAGAGAACCCUUUUAAGGGAAAUCGAGAUAAUUGAUGCCACAUCUAAGCGACUUAAUAAUGAGUUAUCAAUAUCACAAUUAAAAGCUUCUAAUCAGACUAAUGACAAAGGUUUAUCAGGGAUUCAAAAUUAUAAUAAAACACAGACCGAUUUACACGAGAAGACACAAGCGAGAGAUAAUACAAGCCCCGACAGAACUAAUUAUCCUGCAUUACAGGAUUUAUCAAAAGAAAAUGCAAAAGAGAAAAUUACUUUUUUUAAAAAGAAAGUAGAUAAGUUGGAAGUUUUAUUAGAUGAUAAAAUUAAAAAUAUAGUCAACGAAUCAGUACCCAGAAUAUAUAAAGAUAAUCAAAAAUACUUAGAUAAAACAACGCAUGAUAAAAAGUUUAAAGUACUUUACAACGGCCGUACAGAAGUUGCUCAGAAGGAAAACAAAAAAGAAAUGAUGGUACGUAAAAACAUAGAAGAAUUAAAUAUAAUAAACCAAACUGAACCACAAAAAGUUUCAACAUCAAAAGAUGAUGACAGAUAUUUAACAGCGGAUGAAAUAAAUGCAUUAACAUCAAUAUUACAAAAUGUGAAAAAAAGCGAUGUAGAAGCUAUAAUAGAAGUUUAUAAUUUAGCGCAGGAUAUUUAUAAAGAAAUUGAUAAAAACACAGAUCAAGGUGUAGUCAAUGAUUUACAAAAUAUACAAAGUAACAGAAAAGAUUCCAAAUUUGAAAAGCCUGUAAAAAGUGAACCUAAUCACCAUAUUUCGUAUUGGUACGAACCGCUAAGCCAUUCUAAUAACAAACAAAAAGUUGUUCAAAUAGAUACAUCGAAACUAGUGCCAGUACUUCCACCAAACCCCAAAAAAGAAACCCAUACAGUCCCUGUGCCUCCAAUUAUAAUGAAAACGCUGAAAGAAGAAGGCACAGCAAACAAAGGUACUACAAGAACAUCAGAUGCAAUUGUUCCAAAUUACACCUAUUUCAUUGGUCCCUUAUCGAACAACAAUUUUAGAAAACUGCCUUACUACCCGAUCGCAGGUAUUCAAAAACAGUUUAAUUAUGGUACAGCUCAAGAGAACUUUCAACAAUUACCAGGACCACCAGAGAAAAUCAGUUCAAUUAAAAUUCCAUCCAAUACCGGAAGUCUAACUGGUCACAUUGCUGAAUUUCCAGUUACUAAAAAGAGUUUCAUAAAAUUACCAUGCAAACUGGAACACUUUAAACACACUACUGGAGAAGAUAUUUUGACAAAGAAAACCACAAUGAAUAAGAACAAAAUAUCUUUCAUGGACAAUCCGAAAGCUCUCCUUGCACCCUUUAUGCAUUUGAACAAGAAGUCGCCUACAGUGUUACCAUAUCCAUUUGCUUACAUAAAUUACAAUUUGAGUUCAAUACCAAAUACAUAUUUUACUGCGAAUCCUUUUCAUUUAUUCAAUAUUAGACCACAGACGCCGCUUAGUAAAAAAACUCAAAUGCCACCAGACCCGAAAUUUGUAGCCGGCUUACCUAAGGCAAUUCUCACAAAUCCAAACUUGAAUAGGGAUGUUCAUGUUAUGGAACAGAACCCUGUAGAGGUAAUAUUAAGGCAAGAAACUAAAAUGCCUUCUUGGCCUCUAUCACAAAGCAUACUGAAUGAAGACAAAGCCAUUGUUUUUCCUCAAUCGAAAUUGCUUCCUAUACCUAUAAGAAAAAAUAUGAAAGUAGAACGAGUAAGUAAAGUUAUUAAGAUGGAUGAAUUAAAAAGAUCAAUAAGAGACACUACGAAAAAAGACCUUGAGCUGAAGAAAGAAGUGCCAGAAGAAUUCGAAGUGUAUUUAGAAAAGUCGACAUGUACAAUCGAAACGGAACCUGGCUUUUUCAAAGUGGGCAACGAGACUGAGCCCUACCCAGCCUGCUGUCCACAGCGGAUACGAUGAGAAGAAAUCGUCUAGCACCAAACUUGCUUUUCCAGUUGCAAUAACGUAGUUUGUACGAAAAUAUAGAUAGAAAUUAUUUUUUUCGUCUACUCUGAUUAGUUGGUCAAACUAUUUUGUGAGAGUUCCAAGCCAUUUUUAUUUUUAUGAAAAUUCUCUCGGUAUUUGAUUAAAAUUUAUAAAACUAGUAACAAACAGUUUGUAUUUAACCUCGUUUAUACUUCAUCUAUAUUUAAUUUCGCAAAUCAUAAGUCAAAAAGCACGGCAGUGUUC
Molecule: messenger RNA, 2454 nt
Organism: Hyposmocoma kahamanoa
Lineage: Eukaryota; Metazoa; Arthropoda; Insecta; Lepidoptera; Cosmopterigidae
Exons: 3
Coding region: 1-2184 (727 amino acids)
Source: RefSeq, a predicted model, not a curated record